GUGGAAGUAUAUAAAAGCCUGGAGAUAACAGAUCUUCUGGAAAUACAGGGGACAAAUGCAGUUAAUGAUAGAAGAGGUUUGCAUGAAGAGGGUCGGGUGGCCAAAUUAUCUCCUCUGAUUCUCCGAAAACCUCUGGAUUCUGCCGACUCAGGGAAUAAAAUGAAUAGGUCCAGAUCCUUACCCCCAGUUCCAAAACGAGAUUUCCUUUACGGCAAGGAUUAUGUACGAGAGAGAGAAUCAAAGACCCCAACUCCGCAAAUAUCUCGGUCAACUACUCCGAUCCCGGAACCUAUCUAUCGAUCUCCGACUCCUGCCCGUAAAUGGGCAGAGGAACAAAUAGAGCCUACAUCUAUUGAGUAUGCUGAAAUAGAUUAUGAAGAUACAAACCAGGAUCAGGAGAACGACAAGUAUUUUCAGAAACAAGAGAAGAAGAAGUUCUCCCUAGAUCAGAAGAAAGUCCUAAAAGUUGCUCUAAAUCUAUACGGAGAAGAUCUAAUCUAUGAUUGUUUAACAAAAAAUGUGAAAAUUGAGUUGAGGCAAACAGUAUUAGAGGAAUUCAAAUACAAAUUCGAGAAGAACGCUGAGAAAGGUUCCAAAAGAAAGCUGGUAAAAGGAACACACCAGGUUCUUGUGUUCCUUCUCAAGGAUAAAAUAGCCUCUGUGUUCCAAACAGCUUGUGAUAUCACAUGCAAACUAUACCAAGAUGUGAUUGAUAAUUCUAUUGAUCAAAGCCUGCUGACCUCCACAACAAGAGAACUGUUUUCUAUAUUAAUGUUGAGGGCAUCCGAAAAUGUACCCCGUGUGGCAGAAGCAGCCCUGAAUACUAUUCACUGUAUAAUAAAGUGUGAGGAGGUAGAACAUCUAUCUGUUCUAGAUGAUCUACUUACAGAGGAUAUUCAACAGAAAUCCUUGGCUGUGGUGACAAGCAUAAGAGUUGAUUUAGUCACUUUUCUAAUCACAUUUUAUGGAAUUAGUGAUGAUCCAAAAGAUUCAAUGAGUAUAAGAAACCUGUCUAAGCUAAGCCUAGGAGCUCUAGAACAUACUAGUUCUAUUGUAAGGGAAGCUGGACAAGAACUAGUAUUAUUACUCUACAGGAAAGAUCCAAGGAUUGUGAGACAGACACUGGAGAAAGUUCCCGGGAAUCGGAAUAUAAAGAAAAUUAUUGAAAUUUUUGAUCAAAUAGAUUCAAACAAAACCUAGAGAUUUCGUGAAUUGUUCUGAAAGUACAAAGUUCUAUUUCUGACAAUUGACGGAAAUAUACAUUCAUGAAAACAAACUUCUUAGAUACAAACUACUGCAAUAUAUACUCCUGAAAUACAAACUCCUGAGAUAUUAAGUCAUGAAAACAAACUUCUGAAAUACAAACUCCUGAAAUAUAAACU
Eurytemora carolleeae is the source of this 1382-nucleotide messenger RNA. RefSeq names its product centrosomal protein of 104 kDa. The record is from RefSeq and is a predicted model, not a curated record. Bases 160 to 1200 code for a protein of 346 amino acids. Gene Ontology annotation, cellular component: cilium. The transcript is spliced from 14 exons. Lineage: Eukaryota; Metazoa; Arthropoda; Copepoda; Calanoida; Temoridae.